AUGCACAGGAUCGUGCGAGCUGCGCAUGGACAUGUGUCCUCGAUCCCAGCCGUUUACCAUGAUCAAGGACCUCCUGGCUCUCCAAGCCCCAGGAGAAUGAUACACGGUGUUUACAACAUCGCCAAGGCCGUAGUCUCACCCCCCUUCGGACUGGCAGCGAUCUCAGGGACGAAAAGUAUCGGGCGCGACUCAUUCGGACGCUCGGCGCGUGGACCAUCCGCCUUCCGCUCCGCCCUGGGGGUGAUCGUGCAUUCUCCUCGAACGCCUCCGGAGCCCGGCAUUCUUGAACAGCAACCCAAGCAGGUACUACAAGGAAUUCGAAUUGAAGCCGUCGACGUCGGCAAAGAUUCUGGACGGGUCGAUAGGCGUAAACAAUGCCCCAAGAUCGACCGCCAUGCUUCGCUCUCCUUUGCGGCAUGA
Parastagonospora nodorum SN15 is the source of this 420-nucleotide messenger RNA. RefSeq lists its product as hypothetical. The record is from RefSeq and is a predicted model, not a curated record. The coding region runs from base 1 to 420 and encodes 139 amino acids. Lineage: Eukaryota; Fungi; Ascomycota; Dothideomycetes; Pleosporales; Phaeosphaeriaceae. The transcript has a single exon.